GCAUGACGUAGAAAGAGACGCCAUUAGUAGGGGUUGAGAGGGGAGAGCAGAGCGAACCAGCGAGCUGAGGGUGGGGGAAAUCACUUUGGUCUACAACAGCUGGGCGAGUGACAUUUCUGCCUAUUCUGAUUCGCAGGGGAUUCGUGUCCUCGACUUCUUGAUUUCGAUUUGAGACAUCUAAUGUGAUUAGAGGGAGAUACUUCAACUGAGCUACUUAUAUACCUAAUCAUAUUUAUUUCACCAUGGCGGCUGGCGGCGGAGCAGGCAACAAAACCUACUCUUUCAAGGUGGUUUUGUUGGGAGAGGGCUGUGUCGGCAAGACCUCGCUCGUGUUGCGGUAUUGUGAAAAUAAAUUCAACGACAAACACAUCACCACACUUCAGGCCUCCUUCCUCACCAAGAAGCUCAACAUCACAGGGAAGAGGGUGAACCUGGCCAUAUGGGAUACAGCAGGUCAGGAGCGGUUCCACGCGUUAGGUCCCAUCUACUACAGAGACUCCAAUGGAGCGAUAUUGGUCUAUGACAUCACAGAUGAGGACUCUUUCCAGAAGGUGAAAAACUGGGUCAAAGAAUUGAGGAAAAUGUUGGGGAAUGAGAUUUGUUUAUGUAUAGUAGGUAAUAAAGUAGAUCUGGAGAAGGAGAGACAUGUAUCAGUUGAAGAGGCAGAAGGGUAUGCAGAGUCAGUGGGGGCGAAACACUAUCACACAUCAGCCAAAUUAAACAAGGGAAUAGAAGAACUGUUCCUUGACCUGUGUAAAAGAAUGAUGGAGACGGCCCAAGCAGAGGAGAGGGCGAAGGGUAACGGAGCCAGCCAGUCAACGACAUCACGAAGGGGGGUACAGAUCGUGGACGAUGACCCUCAAGCCGCCACGGCCGCAGGGGGCUGCUGCUCAUCCGCUUAACCCCCACCCCCACGUCCCAACUUACCCCCACGUCCCAACUUACCCCCAU
This is a messenger RNA of Salmo salar (Atlantic salmon), 951 nucleotides long. The record is from RefSeq and is a predicted model, not a curated record. Lineage: Eukaryota; Metazoa; Chordata; Actinopteri; Salmoniformes; Salmonidae.